CAGCUUUAAACUGAAGCCUUCAGACCAUCUUCAUGGCAGGACGCACUGUCGAUUUGGCCUCAGGCAUCGAUACGUCAGCUAGGAGUAGCUCGCCAACUUCUGGGGAGGCUCUGGAGACGUGUAUGGCUGAAGUUUCCUCUAAAUAUAUUUGUCCUCUGUGCAAAAUGUUUCUGGAGAAUCCAGCCCAAGUGCCAUGUGGUCACAACUACUGCAUGUCCUGCAUCGAACGGCUAUUAAGAAACAUCCCUGAUCCAGCGUGUUUACUGUGUGGAGAGAAAAUAAUCACUGAUGAUGCGAUUUUUAACUUUGGCUCUAUAAAACCCGAUGAAGUCAAAAGCAAGGAGAUGGAAAGACUUAGAAUGAAGAGUCUGAGGGAGAGUUUUCUCCAGUCUGGAUCACGGGAUGUAGAUGAGGAAGACCCAUUGGUGCCAAACUGGAACCCACGGAAGCUUUUGUGUCCCGAAUACUUGCUGUCCCAUCCAUUGGCCCGGAGGUCCCAGAGUCCGGUUCAAGAUGCAGACAUUCCACGUGAAGUUCCAAGCAUUUUACUUCAGAUGGCUGAGAAGGCAACCAGAGUGUCUCCGGAUGGCCCCGUCUCAACUCCUGAUGAAAACGAAUUUCCCUUUGGUUAUCCUACCUCCAUCUGUGAGACUGUCCCCGAUCACAAAUACCUCUGCAGCAGCUGUAAUAACGUCUUGAAGAAAGCCCAGCAAACACUGUGUGGGCAUAGAUACUGCUCGGCUUGUCUGUUGUGGAUUGUACGAAACAAUAAAAACCCAAUUUGCCAGAAAUGUAAUGUGGAUGAUCCUGGAACUACAAAUGAAGACAGAUUGUUGACAGAAGAAAGGGCUUUCAGCGAUGCUGCCAUUAAUAAAGAGAUUUCUGAAUUCAAAGUGCACUGUGGGACGCCUGGAUGCAACUGGUCUGGUAUCAUGAAAAAUUUUGAAUGUGCUGUCUCAAUGAGAGGGAGGAAGUACAUCAGCUCGAGCCGAGGAUCACACUCCCGGUUCUGUGUGUCAGACAGUGGGCUGGCGAACCUGCCCGUUCACAGAGUUGGCGUGGAGCAAAGAAAGAUUCCCGACCAUCAGAGCCUCUGUGAAUAUGCUUUAAUCCUUUGCCAUACCGGUUGUGGACAUAUGGUAAUGAGAAAGAAGCUUGCAGAUCACUUGGAGAAUGGAUGUGUUAAUAACAUGACCACGUGCCAGAAAUGUAAACGGAGGUUAUCCAGUAAUGAAUACCAAAAGCAUACAUGUGAAGGCAACUCAUCGAAGGACCAAAAACAGACCCAGCCAGAAGGACCAUCCAAGGAAAAGAACCAUUCGACGCCAUCGAACACCAAAGACGGUUGUCGGUUUUCUGAGAUUGGCUGUUCGUUUAGGGGCAGCAAAGAGAAGACAAAAGAACAUGAGAAGACUGCAAUGGGGACCCACUUACUGAUGCUGCUGCAGCAUAUAAAGCAACUGAAGGCCGGUUUGUGUCCUCGUGGUGGAGCUACAAAUGGCAUGAUCCCCCACUUAGCCACAGCAGAAGCUAAAGUGAAGGGCUUGGAAAGAAGAGUGUCUGAUCUCCAGAUCCAAGGGGCCCUGGAAGUCAGUGGCGAUCUGGAAGUGGACUGUAUUCCUGGCACAUCCGUUUGCGAGGAAGAGUCAAUUCUGCAACAGUUUGUGCGGGAGAAAGUGAUCACGGAGCUGGAGAACAAGUUGCACGUGUUUGAGAAUAUCGUGGCCGUGCUCAACAAGGAGGUGGAGACCUCUAAGCUAGAGAUCGCGGCCUUUCGGAGGCAGAGUGGACUUGAUCAAGAUAUAAUACAAAGCCUAGAAGUGAAGAUUACAGAGCUGCACCGAUGUCUGACGCAGAAAGAUGCAGGCUUGAGCAAACUCCAUACGCGCCUCCAGUCUUUCGAACAAGCGUCCUAUGAUGGAGUCUUUUUAUGGAAAAUUACAGAUGUGAGCAGAAAGUAUCAUGACUCGGUGACUGGAAGAGUAAUCAGUUUAUAUUCUCCAGCUUUCUACACUGCAAAAUAUGGCUACAAAGUCUGCCUGAGGAUUUAUUUGAAUGGCGAUGGAACAGGGAAAGGAACACAUGUCUCUCUCUUCUUUGUUGUCAUGAAAGGGGAGUAUGAUGCUCUGCUACCGUGGCCUUUCAAACACAAGGUCACAUUUAUGAUGCUUGACCAAAACAACAGAGAGCAUGUAAUCGAUGCUUUUCGUCCAGAUCUGACUUCUGCUUCAUUUCAAAGGCCAGCGAGCGACAUGAACGUUGCAAGUGGCUGUCCCAUGUUCCUCCCUUUGUGCAAAUUACAGUCACCCAAAUAUGCCUAUGUCAAAGAAGACACACUUUUCCUUAAGUGUAUUAUAGAAACAAAUUCAUAAACCCUGGGAUAAGGGUACUUGCCAAUACACCCAUGUAACCCCUUCAAAGUCUGCCUAGGGGGAGCCGUCAACAUGAAUCCUUGCGUGUAUUUUCAUGCCUACUCAAAAUCUAGCAAGUCGGAUCCUUGCAGAUAAAGUCAUCUACACUUGCUGCA
This is a messenger RNA of Pelodiscus sinensis (Chinese soft-shelled turtle), 2527 nucleotides long. NCBI's taxonomy places the organism in Eukaryota, Metazoa, Chordata, Testudines, Trionychidae. The record is from RefSeq and is a predicted model, not a curated record.